This is a messenger RNA of Aaosphaeria arxii CBS 175.79, 822 nucleotides long. RefSeq lists its product as uncharacterized. The transcript has 2 exons. Bases 1 to 822 code for a protein of 273 amino acids. The record is from RefSeq and is a predicted model, not a curated record. Lineage: Eukaryota; Fungi; Ascomycota; Dothideomycetes; Pleosporales.
AUGGAUAUUACCAAGUACGCAGCAAAGCCUGAGAGCUACGACAGGCUUUCUACCGCCCAGAUAAGGAAUUUCUUUCAAAAGCAUGAAGCCAUCACCAAAGAUGACUGCGACAGCAUUGCAUCCAUGCUAUUAGAUAGCCCCGUCUCAUCAACACCGGUGCAGGGUGCGACGAGCUAUACUCUGGAAGCUGAUCGUGUACCCAAGGUCGUUUAUCGAACCUACAAGCUGAGACCAAAGGUCUUAGAGCUGGCAAGACAAUCAUAUGGAGGGUUUGUCCCUGGCUUCGUAGAGCACGGCAUGUUUGGCCCCGCCCAUGUGUAUGAAUGGGAUCUCGUCCGCGGACAGGCUUUCUGUCGAGUCCGGCGUCGGUUUCUCGCGCCUGGGAUGGAGAUCCUUCUGCAGCGGACUGUAGAGGAUUUUGAAGCGUGGAACAACCAGCCAGUAACAGUAAUUGAAGCACCCCCAAACUUGCUCGACGAAUAUAACCAGACGCUCGAUACGAUUUCACAGACCACACCGCAGCGAUUUCUCCCAAAGAUAGACGAGAUCCGUGGUGCGCUUCCCCUCCUCUUCCGCCACGAGUACCCCAUGGUCGUUCAGCACGACGACCUGUUGGAAAACAACAUCCAUGUAGACGAGCACACAGGCGGGAUCACGGGCAUUGUCGAUUGGCAAGAUGCCAUUAUCGCUCCAUUCGGCGUCUCGCUCGCUAGUCUUGAGGUCGUACUGGGCGUCCAAACGUGGAGCACAUGGCACCUCCAUCACGACCAUAUUCGCCUCAGGGAACGGUUCUGGGAUGCGUUCUAUGGGGAGGUUGGGUAG